Mizuhopecten yessoensis (Yesso scallop) is the source of this 5277-nucleotide messenger RNA. RefSeq names its product protein FAM98A-like. The record is from RefSeq and is a predicted model, not a curated record. Bases 54 to 1481 code for a protein of 475 amino acids. NCBI's taxonomy places the organism in Eukaryota, Metazoa, Mollusca, Bivalvia, Pectinida, Pectinidae. Gene Ontology annotation, cellular component: tRNA-splicing ligase complex. The transcript is spliced from 13 exons.
UUCGUUAUUACCGGCCGGUGAUGCAAGGAAAGUCCUAGGAACGUGCUGACAACAUGCAAAACGACAUUCUUGAUUCAUUGGAAGAUUUACGGUAUGAUGGCCCAUUGCUGGAAGAACAGGCAUUCAGUGAUGCUCUGGAUGCAGGACCUGCCUCUGUGGAGUACACAAAAUUGGUCGCCUGGCUGACGGCAGAACUCCGCGACUUCUGUGGCCUAGAGGAAUGUGCUAAUGCUAUCAACAAUCCUGAUGAAGCCUCCAACUUUAUUAUGGAACUUGGAAGUUGUCUCCGAGAAUUGAAUUGUCCAUAUAAAGAACUGUUUGAGGGAACACAAGUCUCGGACAGACUGAACACAAGGAAAAGUCGCCUACAACUCCUUGAUUACCUCACAACAGAGCUGGCCUCGGUGAGGAUCAUGGCAUCAAAACACCCCGACCAGCUGAAGGCCAUCAAUACCACUGCUACCAAUACCACUGCCACUACCAAGCCUGUAGAAAUGGCAGAGACUGAUGUGGCUAAGCACCUUCGUCUCCUGAUGAUAGGGCUGGAAAUCUCCAAACCUCCUUCCAGCGUCACCUCAUUCCAGCUCUUCAGUAAAGUGGAGGCUAAGGUUCAGGAUCUUGUAAGUAAGUACCCAAAUCAGGCAGGUACGUCUCUACUGAAGGGUCGCCUGUCUGAAAAACAGUGGGAGCAGGUGUUGAAGAUUAAUGAGGCCCUGUGUCGCGAGUAUCAGACAAGACGGGAAAUGUUGCUGAAGCGUUUAGACGUUACAAUCCAGUCAUUCAUGUGGUCAGAGAAAGCUAAGAACAAAGAAAAUGAUAUUGCAGCUGUUUAUCAACCAGUUCGUAAAAGUCUACAAGCAAAGCCUACAAUAGGUGUAGCUAACAUCCUGUCAGCUAGAGACGACCUGACAUGCCUUGAGAAGACAAGCAGUGGUGAUGCCAGGGAGAAAACCAAGUGUGCCAUAAACAGAGUCCUGAUACCAAAGGUGCCUGAUCGAGGUGGUCGGGCAUGGGAACUAGAGCCACCUCCACCAGAAAUGCCAUCCUUCAUGAAGAGGGAUGCAGGACAACAGCGACCACAGAGUGGUCGUGGAGGUGGUCGUGGUGGCGGAGGUGGUCGUGGAGGAGGGGGAGGAGGAGGAGGAAGGGGAAAGAUACAGGGAGGCUGGGGUGAUGCAAACCCCAGCCAGCAAGGUGGCAACUGGGGACAAGGUGGAGGUGGAUACAACCAAGGGAGAGGUGGAUACCAAGGAGGAGGUGGGCGUGGCUAUGGAAACCAAGGUGGUGGUUCUGGUAACCAGGGGGGUGGAUAUGGAAACCAAGGUGGUGGCUAUGAUAACCAGGGAGGUGGCUCUGGUAACCAGGGAAGUUAUCAUCAAGGAGGACAAAGUGACAAUUAUCAAGGAGGAGGAGGAAGAGGGGGAGGUAGAGGAAGAAAAGGAAGUGGUCGAGGUGGCAGGGGACGUGGUGGCGGAUAUUGAUUAGUCGUAUAUAUUGUCACAAAGUGUCUGAUUGGUGAAGUAUGCUGAGAAAUGUCUGAAAGGUUCUUGUUCGAAAGAUUGAAUGCUAUCAAGGUAUGAUUUGUGUAGUUCAAGCUGAUGAUGUAUACCUUGUUGCUAAUGAGGGUGGUUCUGUAAUGGUUUGAUUAUCACAUGACGAUCACCUAGUUAUCACAUGGAUUUGUAUGAUGGUAUCUGCUGAAUUCCAUAAAACCUAGUCUUUUGUUAGAAAGUUUUUGCUUUCACUGAGCUCUGUAUUAAACCCAAUAUUGAAGUGUGAAUAGCCUAAUCUUACUUGCUUCAACCUAUUUAUUCCUCUGCAUUGUGUAUACAAUAUGAUAUUGACAGAUAGAGACAUGGUGAUGGGUAAUUUGUCCUUAACGUCUGUUACAAACACAGCUAUAUAACAAAAUCGGCACAACAUUUCAAACAUUUGUAUAUAAAAUCUUUCGUUUACAUCAUGAACAUAAGAUAUUAGAGUCCUUGAUAAUGAAAAUGUUUUGCUUUGAUGUUUUGAAUAUCUGAAAAGAUUUGGUCCAGUGAAAGGUUUAUAUAAUUGCUUUUACAUAGCAGAAGGGUAAGUGUUUGAUCCUGGUGAGGAAGGCACUUUUUUGUACUAAACCCCAUAAUACCCAUAUUUACCUUUUUCCUUGGUUCGCUAUGCAUUUAUUUACAAUUACAUUGUAUAAUGUACCAAAUAUUUUAGACCUCGCCUCCCAUGAAUUAUUGUUAACUUUGCCGUCCUCCCCCAUCCCACUUCCAUGCAUUUAUCAUAAUUUUAAAAGUCUGUAGUACAGCUUACUGUACCCGAUGUAUUAACUGUUGUUUGUUUUCAGAUUUGUUUUGGUCCAGUUUACAUAUUUAUGAAGAUAUGUAUUAUAUUGUUGCAUAUGUAUUUCAUGACUUUCCCAUUUAUGGGAUGACACUGAAUACCUCAAACCUUUCUUGUAAUAAAGACAAAAGCUAAGUUAAAUGUUAUUGAUAGCAAUGUAAAAAGUUACCUACAAAGUGUUAAGGAUGCUCGCAACUAGCAGCAUGCGAUAAUUAUAUCCACGAUAUUGACAUUACAUACAAAUUUAGUUUGGUUGUGUGAUUCUCAAUACAUUAUAUUGUCCAUUUGAUAUUACCCUGCUAUAUCAGAUUGUGUACUAGUAAGUGGUUCAUGUGCAUUUCAAUUAUUUAUGUAUUAAAAGUUGCAAUGUCUGGAUGACAAAAUUUCUACAUUUUUAAGCUUUAAAACUGUUUACAGCAUGUAACUUUUUUUUGUUAUCAAUACUGCUGUAUCAAGUUUUAUAUAAUGUGUUAAUAUGUUUUGUGUGUGUAUAUCUUAUACAUAUAUAUCCAAGAUGGCGGACGUUUGUGAACAGGGGGGUUGCUCACAAUUAAGCCCCCUCCCAACUUUUGGCCCAUCUUUUUUCUCAGGAGGGGGGGGGGCUUAUUGGCGAUAAAAUACGGUACAUUAUUCGAUAUUGAAAUUCAAAAUCUUGCGAAAUCUUGCAAAAGUGAAAAAUGUGCAGUCUUACAUUGCACACAGCGGUAGGGAGGUUGCCCUGGGAUACAUAUCCCAAGCUUUUAAUUCUUUUUGGGGGAGGGAUGGGGGCAUAGACAUUAACUAUAAUUCUUCUCUUUUUUACACAUCAUCAAAGAGACUCACUUUCGAUUUGGUGAACCUUUUUCAAUUAUUCAGAUAUUCUGGCCAGUCUAUUUUAACCAAAGUUGGUACAAUGUAUGAAAGUGCUAUAUGAUUAAUAUGUGUUAUUGAUGACUUGGGUAAAGAUUGUUAAAAUGUUAAAGGUCUUGGUUAGUGAAACUGGUUAUCUUUAUGAUGGAAAUUGGUAAGUGAAUGAAUGUUGAUACUCUUUUUACCUCCGGGCUACUUGCAAUAAACAUGAGCAGUAGCAGAAAUCAUUGGGAUCGAGGUUUACCUUACCUAACCCCUGUAUAGUGGCAGAUUUACCUCACCUCAUCCCUGUAUAGUGGCAGGUUUACCUCACCUAAUCCCUGUAUAGUGGCAGGUUUACCUCACCUAACCCCUGUAUAAUGGUAGAUACAGAGGUUUUAUGGGAUCGAGGGUCACCUCAUCUUAUUACUGUAUAGUGAUAGAUACAGAGCCUGAGAGGUUUCAUGGGAUUGGAGGCUUACCUCACAAAUUUCCUGUGAUGAUUUAUGAAUCCCCCUAUACCUGACCCCCAACUUGAUCUCUAGAUCUGCCACCGAUAUAAGUAAGGUGUAUUUGAACUUGUUCCUUGUUCCAUUGUAUCCUCUAUCUGCAGAGUUUUUUCUGUGCAAAUGAUGUUAUUAAUUUAUGCAAAACUUAGAAUAAAUUGUAUCAAAGCACAUUCUUUUACUCUUUUAACUGUCAUUGAUUAUGUCUCCCCUUCAAAUGAAUGGAGACAUAUUGUAUUAGUACUGGUUCUUAUGGUUCUUCUUGUUCUUCUGGUACUUCUAAUCACAACUUGUCUGGACCAUAAAUUUUAAACUGUUAAAGAUAUCUUGAUGAAACUUGAGGUAUGCUUGCAUCACCCACAAAAGGUGUGCAUUGCACUGGAAUUGGAUCACUGACCUUCACCUCAAGGUCAAAAGUCAAAUAAGUGCAACAUUUUCAGGAAAUUCUUGUCCAGCCUGUAAAUAAUAAACCGUUAGAGAUAUCUUGAUCAAACUUGAAGUAUACCUGCAUCAUCCACAGAAGGUUGCAGUGCACUUAAAUAGGUCUUGUGCCCCUCUUUUUACAGAGUUAUGGCCCUUUGUUAGUUUUUGAUACCAAAGUUUGUCUGGAGCAUAAGUUCCAUGUUAUUUCACCUACGUUGACCAAACUUACCAUAUUUAUAUAUCUUGGGAAGGCGGAAUCUCUCGCAUUAAAAUCCAAUAUGUAUAGAGCUAUGGCCCUUUGUUUAUUUUUAAUACCAAAGUUUGUACACGGUAUAACUUCAAUGUUUUUCACCUACAUUGACCAAACUUGCUAUAGUUAUGUAUAUUUUAGAAUAUACACACCUUAAUAUUGAUGUGACCUUUCUAUUCUUCAAAAUAUGCAUAUUGGCUAAUAAGAGAGACAAAUGUUUUUGUUCACAAAAACAAAUUAUGUUUUUGUUCACAAUUUUUUUUUAGUUUCUUGAUAAAAAUGGGACUUAUUUUUUGAGAGUAUUAGAAAAUAGGGAUUAGAAGUCACAGCAUUCUUCAUGGCAUUUCAGCUAAUAUAACCUAGUCUGAAGGCUUCAACAUGCAGUCACCAUUGCAUUCAUCUGUCAUUCAGUCCAUGGUUUAACCUUUUAGCAUUUUCUCCAUAAGAACCCAAGACUAAGAUUCAUGCUAUUUUGCCUAUGGCUUGUAUUAGUUCAAGGUCACAAAUAUUUGAAAAAAAUAUUGAAAUGACUCCUAAUACAUAAGGAAGUUAUGUGUGCAAUAGCUGAAAGGGAUGAAUGGAUGUGAAGUUUGUUCACAAACUUUACCUUUACCCUCGGUCAAGGUCACAGAGGUCAAAUGUGUUAUAAGAACCGUCAUUAAAUAAGCAAUGAUUCUGGACUCCUGAUACUGUGCAUGCAGCUUGCUUGUGUGAAGGACUAUCAAGAUUGAACAUAUAAAUAAUUCUAUUUAGGGUCAAAUGAUCAAAUGUAUUUAAACAUCAUCAAACGACUUCUAGUGAACUAUGCGGCACAGAAUCACGAUAUUUAGCCUGUUGCUUACUUGUACAUUGUAUGAAGGAUUGUUAAGUGAUUCAAAUAAACCAUAUUGCAUUAUGUGCAUUAAAAUAUUAAAACAGAAAUGGCAUUUGGUCUAUAUU